AGGAGAACGUUUCGCGGCGAUCAUAUCUAAUCGACGUGCGCGUUAAAAGCGAGGUUUACUUCGUCGAUGUCGGUCUUUGGGACAGCUCGGUGACCAGACUCCAUCGGACGAAUCGUUCGCAGAGCGUGACUCCGUCCUACGGAUCGUCCAAGACCACAAUUCCAUGACCUUACGAACAAAUUGUUCACCUCUACGCCCGACCUCGAGCGAUCCCGCCCUCCUCGUCGGUGGCUCUCCGUUCCAAGGAACACGGAAGAUCGUCUGCAAGACUAUUCGAAAUUACAUAACAACCUGGUGACAUCUUUUGGAAGUGCGGUUUUUGUUCCAAGUAUCGCGAUUAUUCGAACCUGGCCAUUGUCUUGCGGCAGCGAAGAGCAAGUCGCGGACGAGGAAACAUUCGGUGAUGGAUUUUCACGCGUUAAUGCAUCAGUGUCUUUUUACGGAAAGGAUAUUGUCGCGGCAGUGCGUUCCCUCGAGGGGAAAGAAUUAGCAAACAGUGAACGAUCGAAGGAAAUUUUAAAUUUUUCUGGAGAAUUCAUCGCACGGACGACAUGGAGAAAUUGGAGAACGGAGUUUAUAUACAAAAUGGUUACGCGAACGAGGCGUUCCAGAUGGAAAAUGUUCAGGGUGAGCAGAAGGGGAACGAUUUCGUGGACUCGGUGAAAUCGAAAGGGUCGAACGAUCUGGAGAAACCACCUGCGGGAACUGACAACCCUAGAGCAGAAUGGGGAGGCGGUCUGGAAUUUUUAAUGGCGUGUAUAGCCACUUCCGUGGGCCUUGGGAACGUUUGGAGGUUUCCAUUCACUGCAUACGAGAAUGGAGGCGGCGCUUUCCUAAUACCUUACAUCAUUAUUCUGAUAUUUGUGGGAAAACCUUUUUACUACUUGGAGGGUCUUCUGGGUCAGUUCACUAACAAAUCGUGCGCAAAGACGUGGGCCAUGGCUCCGGCGAUGAAAGGGUUGGGAUACGGUCAGGCGUUCGCAGCUACAUGCGUAGUCUCUUACUAUUGCUCUUUAAUGGGUUUGACGUUGUACUAUCUCGUAGCCAGUUUUCAACCAGAAUUACCUUGGUCUUACUGUAGGCCGGAAUGGCAGGGUCAGUGCGUCGACUCGGUUCCGAAGGACGACAUCGAGAAUCAGGCCAUUUUUCUAAACAAUGGUACCCUCCGCAGCUCCGCGGAAUUGUACUUCAGGAAAAUCGUUCUGAACGAGUACGACUCCAUCGAGGAUGGCAUCGGGGUGCCAUCUUGGCAGCUGACGAUCUGCCUCUUACUGAGCUGGGUAACGAUAUUCGUUGUGCUGUUUCGGGGUAUAAAGGGCACCGGGAAGGCUGCAUACUUCCUGGCGAUAUUCCCCUACAUUGUCCUGAUCGGCUUGCUGAUCAGGUCGGUGACCUUGGAGGGUGCAGUCGACGGGAUCCUCUUUCUCAUCACGCCGGAUUGGGACAAGCUCUGGCAACCUAACGUCUGGUACGCCGCCAUUACCCAAUGUUUCUUCUCUUUGUCCGUCUGCUUCGGACCUAUCAUCACGUAUUCAUCUUACAACAACUUUGGACACAACAUAAGCAGAGACGUAUUGAUUGUCACUACACUGGACACUUUCACGAGUCUGAUCGCUGGCUGCACAAUUUUUGGAAUCCUUGGGAAUUUGGCGCACGAGAUGGGCACCACGGAUAUAUCGAGUGUGGUGCGAGGCGGUACUGGCCUCGCGUUUAUCUCCUACCCGGAAGCUUUGGCCCGUUUUAGGGUAGUACCACAGCUUUUCGCCGUCCUCUUUUUCGUGAUGUUGUUCGUGCUGGGUAUCGGAAGCGCGGUGGCCCUUGCCGGUGCUGUUUUCGCCGUUCUUUGCGACCACUAUUCGAAAGUGACUCACUGGAAGCUGGUACUUCUGGUUUCUUGUUUAGGAUUCAUCGUCAGUCUCGUAUACAUCACGCCUGGUGGUCAAUGGUUCGUAACGCUGGUGGACUAUUAUGGUGGUACUUUCGUGGCGAUAAUCGUGGGCGUUUUGGAAAUGGUAACGAUCUUUUGGAUUUACGGCGUGUCGAAUUUCCUGAACGACAUUGAAUUUAUGCUGGGGUCAAGACCGUCGUGGUACUGGAGAUUCUGCUGGGCGUUCGUCACGCCCGUGCUGAUGAUCAUCAUUCUAGUGUACACGAUCGUUACUUACGAAUCACCCACGUACGACGGUGUACAAUUUCCACGAUACGCCUUAGGCAUUGGAUGGUUCCUGUUCUCUUUGGGAAUUCUCUUGAUCGUCGGUUUGAUGGUUCAGAAGCUGGUACAAAAGAGAUCGUCGUCGUUGAUCGAAACCGUCAAAGCAGCGUUCCGUCCUUCUGAAGAAAAGUGGGGCCCGAAAGAUCCCAAGAUCCGCCUGGAAUGGAAAGAAUUCAUCGCGGAGAGGAAUUUCAGUCAGCGAAGCGGUUUCGUGGAGACUUUUUUUAAAUAGUGUCAAAUAAAAUCGAAUUCUGU
This is a messenger RNA of Colletes gigas, 2467 nucleotides long. Its product is annotated as sodium-dependent nutrient amino acid transporter 1-like. Gene Ontology annotation, biological process: sodium ion transmembrane transport. Gene Ontology annotation, molecular function: L-amino acid transmembrane transporter activity. Gene Ontology annotation, cellular component: membrane. The transcript is spliced from 9 exons. The coding region runs from base 552 to 2444 and encodes 630 amino acids. The record is from RefSeq and is a predicted model, not a curated record. NCBI's taxonomy places the organism in Eukaryota, Metazoa, Arthropoda, Insecta, Hymenoptera, Colletidae.